CAUGACCUAGUCACACCUGUUUAGUAUGACAGAGGAAAAGCUUUGAGUGGGAUGUACUUGAAAUACAAUAAUGGUGAAAUUCCAUCAUGGUAAGGUCAUUUGAAGAGUGACCCAUGAGAAGAAAGAAAGUGGAUUUAUCUUGUAGGCUUUUAUUGAAGAUCCCAGGGCUGGCUCCUGGACUGUGCUUAUCAUGCCACCUCAAGUGAUGCUGGACUGUUCUGAUGGGAGCAGACUGAGUCCACAGCUAUCAGGAUCCCUUAGGAGGAGAAAUUCAUCCAGACCCAGCAGCCAAGAACUAGGCAUAAAGUGUGUCCUUGUUGGAGAUGGUGCGGUGGGCAAGACCAGCCUGGUGGUCAGCUACACUGUAAAUGGUUACCCGACAGAAUACCAGCCGACUGCCCUAGACACAUAUUCUGUUCAAGUGCAAGUGGAUGGGGCACCAGUACGAAUCCAACUUUGUGACACUGCUGGACAGGAAGACUUUGACCACCUCCGCUCACUAUGCUAUCCCGAAACCGACGUCUUUCUGGUGUGCUUCAGUGUUGUGAAUCCUAGCUCCUUCCAAAAUGUAACUGAGAAGUGGAUUCCAGAAAUCCGUACCCACAGCCCACACACGCCAGUGGUUUUGGUGGGAACACAGACUGACCUUAGAGAUGAUGUCAAUGUGUUGAUCAACCUAAAUAAAUAUCACGUUAGACCUGUGACGGAGUCUCAAGCGCAGGCAGUGGCACAGAAGAUAAGAGCUCAGACAUAUGUUGAAUGUUCUGCAUUGACUCAGAAAAAUCUUAAAGAGGUAUUUGACACCGCCAUUCUCAGUGCCAUUGAACACAAGGCAAGGCUGGAAAAAAACUGAGCUCAAAGGGUUUUUUAAAAGACUUUCGCAAGUGCCGGUGGGGAAGAAAUAUUUCUGCUUUGUUGAACCCAUUAUGUACAUAAGACAGACAAUGAGUACUCAAUUUGGGGUUUCAACACAAAGAUGAGACCGCCUGCAGAAUUAAGAAGUUUUAGCAAGUGGUACAUUAGAUUUACUGUUGGACAUGUUUUAAGUGAAUCAAAAGGAUUAUGCCUUUUUAAAAUCUAUGCACCCAACAAUUCUAUAUUUUCAAUGAGAAUGUGCUCAAAUAUUCUGUCACGGCUGUUGUGAUAAGUUCAUUAAUUUGACGUUUAUCAGUUGUUGAAAUGUGAUAUGAAGUUUUAAUGCACUGUGAAUAUCAACACAAAAUAUACAUCUUAUUCUAAAGAAGUUGUCUCUGAAAGGUCCAAUGGCAAUUUCUGAAGUAUCACAUCAAUCAGGGUUCAGAAACUAGGUCCCAAACCAAUGUCUGUGUGAGGCAGUCCUGGUGCUCAUUUGUAGAGAAAUGAAUGGAAACCUAAAAAAAGCUAUCAUCAUAUGCCAUAGCCAUAUAAUUGUCUGGGUUGACUGUAGUCUCCUCCAUCAACAUGCCCGGAUGCGUUAAGUCAUGUUAUUUCUAUGAAAGUGGAGAGAUAAUGCCUCUGCUAACCACUUCAAGCAUUUCCCUAACCACCAAAGAUACAACAGAACAAAAUCCGACAUGUAAAAAUAAUAGCGUAAUAACCACCAAAGGACAAAACAGAAAAGAACCAACAUGAACACCAAAACCUCUACAAUGGGCUUCCUUUAGGCUCAUGCAGGCGUAACACCCCCUUCUGAUUUCAUGAGAGAAUUGGCUUUGUGGUGCCGCUGUCAAAAGAGCACCAGGACCAGCUCCUGCAACCUUUGAAAUAUCAGCAGAUACUCUCAUAGGAGUACCCUUUAAUAGCGCAAAUCAUUAACAGGUAUCAACUGUGAAGCUUCUAUAGAUGAUUGGUUUGGCAAUACUUGCAUGCAUGCCUUAGGAAUAUUGACACUAAAAUGUUCCUCAUAACAUCUAUUGUUCGCCCAAUACCACCAAUAUCACCAAUAUAUUUGCUGAUGUAUUUUCAGGUUAAAUUACCUCGCCUUAUGUAUCUCCUACAUGAUCAGUACAUUGUUCAUAGGGCAACUUGUUUCUGGUACGGUAGUUAAGAGAAUUGUUAAUCAUGGCUUUUCCUCUUAUGUACUUAUCAAAAGACAUCCUCAUGACUGCAGACCUUUAUUCCAGAAGAUGGAUCUCCUAGGGUCCAUCACACACUACUUCUUGAUUUUUAGCCUGAUGCAAAUAGCAGACGCCUGUACAGGAGUACAACUCAGUUCUGUUCUGCAUGAGCCCACAAAUCGGGCACAGUCCAUUAAGACGUGAAAGCUGUUAGUUGAAUGGUGGACCUAAGCAUGUUUGUUUUAUGGGGGAGUCGGAGACAUAGAAUUAUUGAAGGCAUAUGGACACCUUAAAGGGUGUCCAAGCUACAGAUAUUGGUGACCCACUGAUCUGAUAUGAUGACCUAUCAUGACUAAGUCAGUAUCUGUAGCCUGGUCAACCCCAGUUUGAGGUUUUGCUGAGCUUUCCAUCUACUGAUCAUCAAAAGAACAGAAUGUUCAACCAGAUGUGGCCUCAGUAGGGAUCUGCCAAGGAAAAUCUAAUGUCCAUGCAGGUGUAGACAAUUAUAGUAAAUGAUAUCAUCAAGUAAAUCCAUAUUCUUUAAAGAAUAAGAAGAUUGUAGUAAAGAAAUAUUGAAUGGAAAAGGCAGAGCUGUCAGAUGGUAAGAAGGAUGUUUGUAAGUAAGUGGAAAAGUAUGUAGAAAAGGAUUUUUAGAAAGUGAAAUAAUAGAAGAGUAUAAGAAUGCAAAAUGUAAUAUAAAGGAGAAAUCUAGUCUAGAAAAAUCUCAUCAUCCAGGAUUUCUGAUACAGUAUAAGUUGUCACCACAGUGAGGAAGAACACUUUUUUUAAAAAAGUUGUCAAGACUUUUAGUAAGAAAAGCACUGAAAUGUUAUCUAUCUGUAUGCCAUAGCGGCAGUUUGCUUGGGGCUGGAUUUCUCCUUUAAGUGAGAGGAUGGUCAUGAUGAGAUCCGAAUUACAAGUAACUAUGGAAUGAAAUUUAAAGGGAAGUGUUUCCCACAUUUUUUUGUAUUGAAUAUAUGGGCAUGUUGUUACCAUCUAGGUAAAUUUACAUGAAAUGCAGGUUUCCACUCUGCUCUUUAUGGCCACCUCUGGUAAAGUAGGUGGGCAACUUAAGUCCCUGGCACCACCAGUACUGUGGGUCAGGGUACUACCAUAGUAUGUAUUGAGAACAAAUACUGGUCAUAGAGGGCAAACAUUAGCCAGUCAGUUGCCAGCCAGAACGCAUAAUUUACCUACCUGGCAUGUUAAUCUCUAAUAGUCAAACCUACCGAUCUGGUUCUACAGCAUCCUACGGCAUUUAUAGAUGGCUGUGGUAUGUGCUUCUUAUAGAAGAAGGCUUUAAAAGGCCGGCCUGCCCUUCAAAUAACACACCUUGUUAUGUCAAUAUUAAUAUAGGAAUUUAAGAGUAAAAAACCGGUUUCCAAUGUCCCUCCUAUGUAUAUAUUUGUAUAAAUGUAAUGUUACACAGUGGUGGCUGUACCAAGAAA
Messenger RNA from Bufo bufo (common toad), 3484 nucleotides. It is a transcript of the gene RHOV, whose product is annotated as ras homolog family member V. The transcript has 3 exons. Gene Ontology annotation, molecular function: GTP binding; GTPase activity. Gene Ontology annotation, biological process: small GTPase-mediated signal transduction. The record is from RefSeq and is a predicted model, not a curated record. The coding region runs from base 191 to 853 and encodes 220 amino acids. Lineage: Eukaryota; Metazoa; Chordata; Amphibia; Anura; Bufonidae.